AUGCAACCGCGUUCAUCAGACAGAACAGGAACUGGACACCCCCCAUUAGAGCAACGUAACUGGACAAUAUCCACUAUCAGGGCCGGAGAUAGAGAUGUCACAGAUCACUACACUAGUCAGAUCCAGCACGCGGGAGGAAGAGGGAAGGCGGUCAGCCCUGGGUUGCCAGACGCUAACCCAAUACCGGUGGACCCAUUCACAGCUACAGAUGUGAACCAUGCAAAGACUACGCAAACAAUGCCUGCGUCUACGCCUACGCCUACGCCAACCUCUGCACCAACACCCACACCUGCUGCCGCUGUACCUGUACCUGUAUAUGUCUCGUCUAACCUACAUGAAUUCUGGCCAAGACUUCCAUGGUCUCCUGUACCGAAACCACCACCCUUUGACAUGCAACAAAACAGAGUCACACAUGCCUCCACGAACGACAACUCUCUUUGGCAUGGCAUUAAGCUAUUAGGAUUCGGUAGCUACGGCGCAGCCGGCUUAUGGGUUGAAGCCGAUGCAGCAAACAACAUCUGUGACAGAAUGGUGAUCAAAGAAGCCAAAGCCUCUACACCAGGUCGAUGGCGCGAACCCAAGAACUGGCGAGACCGUUUGCUACAAGAAACACGUAUCCACCAGCUUCUCGAGGAACUUCGUGCCGCAAACUCGGCCAUGUGUCGCCACAUUAUUCGUCUCCGCGCACAUCGACUUUGGAUGGAAGAAAGAAGAUAUAGGUUGUACAUAGAUCUCCAUUCUGGCGGCGACAUAAACAGGGCAAUGACAUUUUGUGUUAGGAACUGGGAGAAGGAAAACCCGCUGACGAGAACAUUUUUCAUACCAGAGGGACUCGUCUGGUAUACCAUCAAAGCGCUCGGGACUGCUUGUCUGGUACUGCGCGAAGGAACCAUCGAUGACACCCUGGUUGACGGCUGGAGACCCAUCACCCACUUGGAUUUGCAGUUACCAAACGUACUUCUGGAUGUUUACACUCCACGGAUUCCGGAAGUCAAGGAAAAGUCGAAAGCGGGCUCCUCCAAGAGUGCUAGGCUCAACCGCGCUGACACUGACGAUUGGAGGGCUGAAAUGCCUCCUGUGAUGCCUAUUCUUGCAGACUUUGGUAUUUCCUUUUUCAGCCCGAACCAUGACGAUUGUCCAAUUACCGACAAUCCUAAUGACUAUGUCAUCCACGAGACUGACACGCGAUAUCCUCCUGAAAUGCACCAACAAGAUCCGCCGUACUUUCUCAAAUUGAAUGAGAAGACCGAUGUUUGGGGUAUCGAUAACAUUGCCUGGCGUCUCUUGUGUAACAAGCAAGCUGGUAAUGGAGGCCCGGUUCGUUGCGACUCCGAACCUUUGGACAGCACGAGUCCAGGUCCUAAGCCCAAAAUCCCCUUAGCACUUGCAUAUGAAUUCAACUUCACGAUAAACGACGAAACGGGUGUGUUCGCAGCGCAAAGCAGCACACAGUAUACUGCCGAGAAGUACCGGCAAUAGGUCAAAGAUCUGGUGCGAAGGUGCUUGAGUUUCGAUCAACUUGAUAGGCCGUCUCUAAAGGAGAUAAUAGCUGAGGUAGAUCGAGUCUUCUCGGUGGACGACAUUCUGACAGACCAGAUCACGGACAAAGACGGGCUGCAUCUCACUUUGCCAGAUACUUCCGCGUUUACCAUUGGACAGCCCGUUGAGAGAGC
Alternaria rosae is the source of this 1673-nucleotide messenger RNA. RefSeq lists its product as uncharacterized. The transcript is spliced from 5 exons. Gene Ontology annotation, molecular function: protein kinase activity; ATP binding. The record is from RefSeq and is a predicted model, not a curated record. NCBI's taxonomy places the organism in Eukaryota, Fungi, Ascomycota, Dothideomycetes, Pleosporales, Pleosporaceae. The coding region runs from base 1 to 1479 and encodes 492 amino acids. Gene Ontology annotation, biological process: protein phosphorylation.